AUGGACCUAAAGUAUGAGACUAACAGGGAAACAGGUGAGAUGUCUCACUCCUAUUGCAUAAUGAGCUGGAGAGAGAAAGAAUCCAGAAACGCGAAGGCCGAGACUUUCGACGAGGCGUCGAGGGCUUUGCUCUCUCUGAGAGAUCUCAGGUUGAGUAGAAAUGGUGGAGACAGGAAGAAGAUUAAUGGGGGGUUUGGGUCUCCUGUCGCGAUUCCCGAGCAUUUCUUGUGCCCGAUUUCGUCGGAGAUUAUGAAGGAUCCUGUCGUUUUAGCAUCUGGGCAGACCUACGACCGGCCCUUCAUUCAGGAAUGGCUGAACUCCGGCAACCGAACGUGCCCACAAACCCAACAAGUCCUCACAAACCCUACUCUCACCCCGAACCACCUUGUCCGCAGCAUGAUCUCCCAAUGGUGCAUGGAGCACAAUAUUCCCCUCCCUCCCCCCUCACCCAUCUCCAACCCCGACGAUCCCCCAAUAUCUGCCUCUGAGCGGACCUCCGUCAGUUCUCUCCUCAAAAACCUCUCAUCCCCCUCCCUUCCCAUCAAGAAACAAGCCGUCAAAGAUCUCCGUCUCCUCACAAAACAAAAAACCUCGGUCCGAGCCUUCAUCGGUCAAAACCCUGAAGUCAUCCCCAAAUUAAUCUCCGUCUUUGAUGGCGUCGAUCAUGAAAUCCAUGAAGAUACAGUCACCACGAUGCUCAAUGUUUCACUCUUUGAGAGCAACAAGAAAGUCCUCGGCGAUGAUCCCCAAACCAUACCGUUUCUAAUUGAUGCGUUAAAGACCGGUACAAUGCAGACACGAGGCAAUUCUGCAGCGGCUCUCUUCAGCCUCUCCGCUCUUGAUUCUAAUAAGAUCAAGAUCGGAGAGUUGGGGGCAAUGAGGCCUCUCAUAAGUCUCCUAGAGCACGGGUCAUUACAGGCUAAAAAAGACGCGGCAAAUGCGAUAUUCAACUUGUGCACUAAUCACGAGAACAGGACUCGAGCAGUGAGUGAUGGUGUGGCUGGUGCGGUGCUGUUGCUGAUCAUGGAUAAAUUGCUUGUUGGCGAGUCACUGGCGAUUCUCGCAUUGGUAUCAGGCCACAAGGAACUGGAGGCUGACGGAGUUAGAUACUUGCUCGAGAUCAUAAGAGAGAGCUCCUGUGCACGGAACAAAGAGAAUGCGGUUGUGGUUAUUUACUCUGUAUGUGUCGAUCACAGGAUGAAGCUGAGGGAGAUCGGAGAGGAGGAGACUCUUUACGGUACCAUAUCGGAUCUUGUGGCAACUGGAAGUUCGAGGGCGAGAAGGAAGGCGAGGGGGAUACUGGAGAGGAUUAGAAAGUCGAUGCACGCGACGCAUUACUCUUGUUAGAAUAAGGGACGGUUUCAGUUCAUUCUCCAUGUAAAUAGUAGCAUCCUCUUAUACAGAAUUUUGUUGUUCCCUCUUGUCCAUGGAGAUAAUUGUGUAGUUUUGUGUUUAUUUUUUCUGUU
Molecule: messenger RNA, 1466 nt
Organism: Asparagus officinalis (garden asparagus)
Lineage: Eukaryota; Viridiplantae; Streptophyta; Magnoliopsida; Asparagales; Asparagaceae
Product: U-box domain-containing protein 9-like
Biological process (GO): protein ubiquitination
Cellular component (GO): nucleus; cytoplasm
Molecular function (GO): protein binding; ubiquitin-protein transferase activity
Source: RefSeq, a predicted model, not a curated record